CGCCGCAUCCUUCCCACGUGGGGGCCGCCUGGCUGCAGGAACAGAAAGUGCUCGGCUUGCGUUCACCUUCAGCCCUUUUAUCUGAUCACAGACCUGCAUGGGGGCGGGCGGCCGACAUGACAGCGGUGAAGGAGAUCGAGCUCAUCAGGGGCCCCUCAGGUCUGGGGUUUAAUAUUGUGGGUGGCACAGACCAGCAAUAUGUCUCCCAUGACAGUGGCAUCUAUGUCAGUAGCAUCAAGGAGAACGGAGCUGCGGCAGUGGAUGGCAGGCUGCAGGAAGGGGACCGGAUAUUGGAGGUAAACGGUAUAAAACUCGAAAAUCUCUUGCAUAAGACGGCAGUGGACCUCUUCAGAAGUUCUGGUGACCACGUGGUGCUAAAAGUUCAACCCCAGAAUCAUCUUAAUGGCCCUUUGGGAGGUAGAAGUGAUAGAGACUCUGAGGGGACGUCGCUGGUGAUGGUUGUGGUGCCCAUCAUUCUAGCUACUCUGGCCAUCUAUGCAUUUGUAAAAUUCCGACAACGUUCAGCGCGAUUCUAAACGCGCCAAAGUCUGCGUAUACUAAGAAGAUAAACGAAUGCACCCAUACAUACAUCCGCUAACCUCCCCGAGAUACCUCCACAGCGUCUGCUCCCUGGGAAUAUAGUCAACUGCUUGGAGUGGUACAAACCCCAGGAGUAUUUGGAGUACAAUCAUUGUAUGGUAUCUUGUGUUAUCCUUACUACACGCCAACUGUACCUGUCCUAUCAAUUCAUAUGAAAUAAUUUUUUUUAAUUUUUUUUUUUUUAUUUUUUUUUGUAAAUGUCACAUCUAUUUAUAAUUUUUUCCAAAUUCAUUUGGGAGGAAAAGUGGCCUGCCAAUAUAAGGUACGGUAUGUGCUUCUCUGUUCUGAACGACAAGGGAUGGAGAACAUUGUUUUUGUAGGAAACGGUGACUACACCAGGAGCGCCUGCACAGACUCGCCUUUGGGUGAGGGCAUCUGUAAGAGGCGCAGUGGGCAAUUCUGCAUCCUGCCCAAGUGCAGUAGGGACCUCCGCAUCCCCAUGACUCCUUCGAGAAGGGGCUCUUCUCCUUCCUAGGAGCCAUGACUGCAGUUCAGAGGGCACAGUGAGGAGGUUCAGGCAAUUUAGUAGAUGCAUACAAAGGCCUGUCCUAGUGAUAGGUUUAAUACCCCAUGUGCCCAUGGUAUCUGGUGGUUGCUGUUGACCAGGAUGUCCAGUCUAAAAGCCUAAUACACCGUUUAGAGGCUGCAGGCAGCAUUCACUGAUUGUACUCACCCAAAAAUACUUAUAUUGUCUCUUAUGUGUCCAAGGGGUUGUCGGAGUGUUUAAUAAUGAUGACCUAUCCUAAGGACAGGUCAUCAUUAUCUGGUGGGGGUCCGACUCCCAACACCUCCGCUGAUCAGCUGUGGCCUCCUCGCAGCUUACCAAGCACAGCUCCAUCCAUUCUAUAGUUGCUGUGCUUGGUA
Molecule: messenger RNA, 1464 nt
Organism: Bufo bufo (common toad)
Lineage: Eukaryota; Metazoa; Chordata; Amphibia; Anura; Bufonidae
Gene: SYNJ2BP
Product: synaptojanin 2 binding protein
Exons: 4
Coding region: 117-536 (139 amino acids)
Molecular function (GO): protein binding
Source: RefSeq, a predicted model, not a curated record